GGGAGGAAAAUGGGGCUGAGAUGCCAGGAAUGGGAGCAGGGCUUCAAGAAAUAAUGGGGAUGAGCCCCCCCCAAAGUAAGGCAGAACCUCUGGAAAUAGGGCAGAAAAUGGGGCUGAGCCCCCCCCCCCCAAAAUAGAGCAGAGCCUCAGGAAAUAGAGAGGAAAAUGGGGCUGAGCCCCCCAGAAAGAAAGCAGAACCCCAAGCAAUGGGAGCAGAGCCCCAAGAAAUAAAGCAGAACCUCAAGAAAUGAGGUGGAAAGUGAGUCUGAGCCCAUAAUACUAGAGGAGAAAAUGGGUUUCGGCCCCCAAAACAGAAAGCAGAUCCUCAAGCAAUGGGUCUGAGCCCCCCCCCAGAAUAAAUCAGAGCCUCGGGAAGUGGAGCAGAAAAUGGGUCUGAGCCCCCAGAAAUAAAGGAGAACCUCAAGCAAUAGAGCAGAAAAUGGGUCUGAGCCCCCCAAAAUAAAGCAGAACCUCGACAAAUGGGUCUGAGCCCCCCCAAAAGCAAAACAGAACCUUGAGAAAUGGGUCUGAGCCCCCCAAAAGCAAAGCAGAUCCUCAAGCAACAGGUCUGAGCCCCCCAAAAUGAAGCUGAACCUCAAGCUAUGGGUCUGAGCCCCUAAAAACAAAGCAGAGUCUUAGGAAAUAAAGGUGGUAAUGGGUCUGAGCCCCCCCCAGAAAGAAAGCAGAACCUCAAGCAACAGGUCUGAGCCCCCCAAAACAAAGCAGAACCUCAGUGGGUCUGAGCCCCCCAAAACAAAGCAGAACCUCAAGCAAUGCGUCUGAGCCCCCCAAAAUGAAGCUGAACCUUAAGCUAUGGGUCUGAGCCCCCCCAAAACAAAGCAGAACCUUAAGCUAUGGGUCUGAGCCCCCCCAAAAAGAAAGCAGAACCUCAAGCAACAGGUCUGAGCCCCCCAAAACAAAGCAGAUCCUCAGGCAACAGGUCUGAGCCCCCCAGAACAAAGCAGAAACUCAAGCUGUGGGUCUGAGCCCCCCAGAACAAAGCAGAACCUCAAGCUAUGGGUCUGAGCCCCCCCAAAACGAAGCCACUCUGGGUCUGAGCGCCCUGUCCCCCCCUUCCCCCCCCCCGCAGACGCUGUCCCACGAGCCCAAGGUGCUGCAGGAGGGGCUGCUGCAGCUGGACGCCGUGCUGUCGGCGCUGGAAGCCCUGCACCGCCCCAUCGAGGCUCCGGGGGGGUCGGUGCUGCUGCGGGAGCUGGCGGGGGCCGGCAGCGUCCCCGAUGCCACCCUGUCCGCCCAGGCCACCCCGCUGCUGCACGCCCUGACGGCCGCGCACGCCUACAUCAUGAUGUUCGUGCACACGUGUCGCGUGGGGCAGAGCGAGAUCCGGGCCAUCUCGGUGAACCAGUGGGGCUCGCAGCUGGGGCUGAGCGUGCUGGGGAAGCUGAGCCAGCUGUACUGCUCGCUGGUGUGGGAGAGCACCGUGCUGCUCAGCCUCUGCACCCCCAACAG
Molecule: messenger RNA, 1470 nt
Organism: Numida meleagris (helmeted guineafowl)
Lineage: Eukaryota; Metazoa; Chordata; Aves; Galliformes; Numididae
Product: E3 ubiquitin-protein ligase HUWE1-like
Source: RefSeq, a predicted model, not a curated record